CAUGGAGGCACGACCAGGAGUUUUCCUUUUGUUGCUUGUGACAGUCCUUCAGGCAGUUGCGAGCAAAAAAGAGGUAAUUUGCGAAAAUUCCAAAACUACAUUGUCAUGUCCACCAAACCAAAUAAUCAGGAUACAGCAGGCAACGUAUGGUAGAUCUAAUAAAAGAACAUGCAAACAUCCAAAGAUAAAAACAACUCGUUGUUCUACGAAAAAACCUCUGGGCAUCACAAGGAAGAAUUGUAAUGGGCGAAAAUCAUGCGCUGUUGCUGCAAAUAACGGGCUGUAUGGUGAUCCUUGUCCCGGGACAUACAAAUACGUCACUGUUUCCUAUUCCUGCCAAGGCACUACACGAAAGUGCAGGAAAAAAUGUCAUAAAAAAGCCAAGUGUAUAAAUGGAAAAUGCGUCUGUAAAGCCAAAUACCAAGGCGACGGAGUUAGAUCUUGUAAAAACAAGAAAGACAAGACACCCAAGUGCAUGAGAAAAUGUCACAGACAAGCCAAUUGUAUAAGAGGAAAAUGCGUCUGUAAAUCAGGAUACAAAGGCGAUGGAAUUAGAUCUUGUACAAACAUCAAAGUAAAGACACCCAAAUGCUUGAGAAGAUGUCAUAGAAAAGCCAAGUGUAUAAGAGGAAAAUGCGUCUGUAAAUCAGGUUACAAAGGCGAUGGAAUUAGAUCUUGUUCAAACAUCAAAGCCCAGACCCCCAAGUGCAUGAAAAAAUGUCAUAAGAAAGCCAAGUGUAUAAAUCGGAAAUGCGUCUGUAAAGCCAAAUACCACGGCGACGGAGUUAGAUCUUGUACAAAAGACAAAGGCAAGAAACCCAAAUGCUUGAGAAAAUGUCAUAAAUAUGCCAAGUGUAAAAAGGGAAAAUGCAUCUGUAAAUCAGGAUACCGAGGCGAUGGAAUUAGAUCUUGUACAAACAACAAAGUAAAGACACCCAAAUGCUUGAGAAGAUGUCAUAGAAAAGCCAAGUGUAUAAGAGGAAAAUGCGUCUGUAAAUCAGGUUACAAAGGCGAUGGAAUUAGAUCUUGUUCAAACAUCAAAGUCAAGACCCCCAAGUGCAUGAAAAAAUGUCAUAAGAAAGCCAAGUGUAUAAAUCGGAAAUGCGUCUGUAAAGCCAAAUACCACGGCGACGGAGUUAGAUCUUGUACAAAAGACAAAGGCAAGACACCCAAAUGCUUGAGAAAAUGUCAUAAAUAUGCCAAGUGUAAAAAGGGAAAAUGCAUCUGUAAAUCAGGAUACCGAGGCGACGGAAUUAGAUCUUGUACGAACAACAAAGACAACACACCCAAGUGCAUGAUGAAAUGUCAUAAGAAAGCCAGAUGUAUAAAGGGAAAAUGUGUCUGUAAAGCAAAAUACCAAGGCGAUGGAGUACGAUCUUGUACAAAAAACAAAGACAAGACACCCAAGUGCACGAGAAAAUGUCAUAAGAAAGCCAGAUGUAUAAAGGGAAAAUGCGUUUGUAAAGCAAAAUACCAAGGCGACGGAGUUAGAUCUUGUACAAAAGGCAAAGAAUCAGCAUAUAUUGGUUGUUAUCAGGAUGACAGCACUAGAAUAUUACCCAAGGAAGUACUGAAAGACAAAGGUAUGACAGUUCAAAAAUGCCAACAGUUUUGUGGUCAAAAAGGAUUCAAGUUUGCAGGUGUUGAGUAUGGAUACGAAUGUUUUUGUGGGAAUGUUUUACGAAAAGACAGAAAAAGAAAGGAGCGUGACUGUAAAACCCCAUGCUCAGGGAAUAAACAACAGAUAUGUGGUGGUACAUGGAGGAUAUCUAUUUAUACAGCCAAGACAUCCAAGUGCAUGAACAAAUGUCAUAAGAAAGCGAAGUGUAUAAAAGGAAAAUGCGUCUGUAAAGCCAAAUACCAAGGCAACGGAGUUAAAUCUUGUAAAAAAGUCAAACGUUGUCGGUCGGCAAAGAAAAUCCAAACGCCAAAUGCGUAUAAAUACAAACUACUGUCAGAUUAUGGCAUCAGUGUAGAUAAUCAUGAAAGGUUUAGUAUCAAGUUCAAAGUGAUGGCUAAAAAUGAUGCACAUUUGGCUUUGAUGUCUUCCAAUAAUGAGAAGGAUCCUUUGUAUGAGUUAGUACUAGGUGGUUGGGGUAACUCAAAGUCAGUAGUCCGUGACAAGAAGCAAGGCAGAAGCUUGUCGGAACAUAAAGGAAAAAUGCUUCGUCCAAAUAAAUUAGAAUCAUUUAAGGUUAUAUGGAAUAAAGGGAAAAUCCGAGUAGAGGACGGACGUGGAAAGAAAAUCAUGGAAUGGACUGAUACGUCAAAUCCAUUAAAAAUAAGAGAUAUUGGAAUAUCUACAGGCUGGGGAGCAACUGGAACAUGGUCAUUUCCAUGUCAAGGCAAACCAAGUAAUUGUAAAGAGAAAUGUCACAAAAAUGGAAAAUGCAAAAAAGGAAGAUGUAGAUGCAAAAAAGGAUACACAGGCGAUGGCAUUAACGUUUGUUCCAAAAGCUGUACAUGUUCAGCGACCGGCGAUCCACAUUACAGAUCUUUUGACGGACAAGUAUUACAUUUCAUGGGAACAUGUAAAUAUACUUUGUCUCAAUAUGUUAAUCCAAAAAGUGCAUGCAGAUUUCAUGUUCAAGUCAAGAAUGAAAACAGAGGAAACAAACGCGUCUCAUAUACAAGAUCUGUUCAUGUAGUCGUCAGAAAAACAAAGAUUGACUUGUUGAAGAAUAGAGUUGUCAAGGUGGAUGGAAUUAAAAGAUAUCUACCAUAUAAAACUGGAUAUUUCAGUAUCAUAAAUUCAGGACGUUAUGUAAGACUAAAAACUACAUGCAACGUCAUAAUUACAUGGGACGGGAGAAGCGCAGCAACCAUAUCGGUACCAAGUCAUUUUAGUCAGAACUUAAUUGGCUUGUGUGGGAAUUGUAAUGGUAUUAAAGAUGAUUUUAGGACAAAAGAUGGUUUGGACGUGCGCACAAAACCGGACAAGUUUACGCUUAUUGGUGAAAGUUACUUGAUUCGAGAGGGCAAUGGCGAAAAGUGUGGUGUGUCAAUCCCGCCGGAUCCUUGUACGUCAACACUGAGAAACAAGGCGAUAAGAAACACCGCUUGUGGGCAGUUAAACCCAGUUAACCCUAGCAGUCCAUUUAGAGACUGCUCAAUAGAAGACGUGCAAUUAGUUCAAGACAUUUAUGACAGUUGUGUAUAUGACUAUUGUGCAUACAGUGAUCAACCAGACAUAUUAAAUACAGUUGUUUGCGAAGCUGCUGAAGGCCUUGAAGAAAGAUGUGAAAACAUGGGUUUUGAUAUAUCAUGGAGAACAAAACAAUUUUGUCCUUUUAUAUGUGAAGACAAUAUGGAAUACAGUAGUGCAGUAAGUGGAUGCCCAGCCACAUGCGUUGAUCUAGACGCCUCUAAAACAUGUAAACUACCCCCAUCAGAAGGAUGUCAGUGUAAAAAAGGAUUUGUACUCAGUGACAACACAUGUAUACCAAGAGCUCAGUGUGGUUGUAGGCUUCCUACCGGUGAAUACUAUCCAAUUGAUACAGAAAUUACAUCCAGAGAUUGUAGGACGGUGUCCAAAUGCGUUGCUACAAAAUCGGGUUACGCAAAAAUGCAAGUCAUUAGACGGCAAAAAUGUCAUAGGAAUGCACAAUGUAAAUUACUCAAUGGUGUUUAUGAUUGUGCUUGCGAAGAAGGUUUCAAAGGGGAUGGAAUAAAAAUAUGCAAAGGGAAGCCAGAACCUGGUACAGACAAAGUGAUAUGUGAGGGCCUAAAAGGUAGCAUAACAUGUCCAGGGAAGAAAACAAUACGAAUUCUGGAAGCAACAUAUGGGAGAAUUGACAUGAGCACAUGUAAAGACCCAAGAGUGAAAACAACAUCAUGUUCAUCUAACAAACCAUUACCUAUAAUAAGAAAAAAUUGUGAUGGAAUAAAAUCAUGCAUAGUAUCAGCUAAUAACGGCUUGUACGGCGAUCCUUGUGGAGGAACAUACAAAUACGUUACUGUUCGAUACGUCUGCGAAGAAACAGGGCCCAAAUGUGGAUCAACCGUUUGUCAUCCGGAUGCAAAAUGUCACAGAGGUCGAUGUGUAUGCAGAAAAGGGUUUGUCGGAGACGGUGUAAAUAGCUGCACAGGGACCUGUACCUGUGUUGCUAGUGGAGAUCCACAUUAUAAGAGUUUUGAUGGACAAGUCAUUCACUUUAUGGGAAUAUGUACUUAUACCAUGGUCAAAUCAACAUCCAUUGACAAAUGUGGUGGUUUUGAAGUUCAAGUGCAGAAUGAACACCGUGGAGCAAACACAAAAGUCUCGUAUACACAAUAUGUUUUGGUCAAGUUAGCCGAUGCUACAAUUCGGCUAGAUAAAAAUAACGUCGUUUUUGUAAAUGACGUUCAAGUUUAUACUCCAUACUCUUGUACAAACUUUGAAAUUACGACUUCUGGUAGAUAUGUACGGCUGCAAACAAAAUGUAACAUAUUGAUAACAUGGAAUGGUGUCGGUACUGUGGCAGUAUCCGUUCCAAAGACGUAUUCGGGAGUUGUAACUGGUCUCUGUGGUGAUUGCAACGGGAAGAAAGACGAUUUCAGAACAUCAACUGGUGAGGAUGUUCGUCUGAAGAAAGACAAAUUCGAACUGAUUGGAAAAAGUUAUACAGUACCAGGAAUUUAUGAAACACAGGAUAACAAGUGCGUUGUUGGUCCUGUAAUAGAAGAACCAUGUUCUGCAGAACAGUCCAGUAAAGCUGCUGACGACAAAUACUGUGGUUUCUUGAAUCCAAAAAAUGUCAAAAGUCCAUUCAUGUCUUGUGCGAACAAAGAUAUGGAUAUGGCCAAGGAUUUAUAUGAGUCCUGUUUAUAUGAUUACUGUAGUCUAGCAGGAUCACCGGAGCUCGAACAGUUUAUUUGUGAAUCUUUGGAGGGAUACGAAGAACAAUGCGAAAACAUGGGAUUAUCAAUAACUUGGCGGAGAAAAGAUUUUUGUCAACUCACAUGUCCAGAGAACAUGGACUAUACUACUUCUGGGAGUGGAUGUCCAGCAACUUGUUUGGACCCAGAUGCUCCACUAACAUGCAGAUUACCAAAUACUGAAGGCUGUCAAUGUAAAGAAGGAUUUCUCUUAAGUGGAAAUGAAUGUGUACCCAAAGCAAAAUGUGGAUGCCGUGGACCAGAGGGAGAAUACUAUCCCCUUGGAAAGCAACUUACUUCAUCAGACUGCACUAUUGUAACCAAGUGUUCUAGUGAAAACGGGAAACCAACAAUGACAGUUGUUAAACAACAAAUUUGUCAUCAAAAUGCUAAAUGUCGUCUCAGAAGAGGUCAAUAUAGAUGUAUCUGUAAACAGAAGUUCAAGGGAAAUGGUGUGGAUGUAUGCACUCACAAAUGUAAUCGAAAGUGUAAAAUCAAUGAAAGGUGUGUCAAAGGAAAAUGUAGAUGCGAGAAAGGUUUAGUCAGAACAAAACUAGGAGCAUGCACGAUAAAGAUACCAUGUAAGCCAAAGUGUAAGAAAGGGUUUGUUUGUAGUCUCCUUGGAAAAUGCAGACCAAAAGGUUGUAAACGAAAAUGUAAGAUCAAUGAAAGAUGUUUUAGAGGAAAAUGUAGAUGCAACAAAGGUUUAGUCAGGACAAAACUAGGAGCAUGUAAGACAAAGAUACCAUGCGAGCCAAAAUGUAAGAGUGGAUUUGUUUGUAGUUUCCGAGGAAAAUGCAGACCACAAGGAUGUAAACGAAAGUGUAGGAUCAAUGAAAGGUGUGUUAAAGGACAAUGCAGAUGCAAGAAAGGUUCCUAUAGGAUAAAACUAGGAGCAUGUAAAACAAAGAUACCAUGCAAACCAAAAUGUAAGAGUGGAUUUGUUUGUAGUUUCCGCGGAAAAUGCAGACCAAAGGGAUGUAAACAAAAGUGUAGGAUCAAUGAAAGGUGUGUUAAAGGAAAAUGUAGAUGCAAGAAAGGUUCCUUCAGGACAAAACUAGGAGCAUGUAAGACAAAGGUACCAUGCAAACCAAAAUGUGAGAGUGGAUUUGUUUGUAGUUUCCUCGGAAAAUGCAGACCAAAAGGAUGUAAACGAAAGUGUAGAGUCAAUGAAAGGUGUGUUAAAGGAAAAUGCAGAUGCAAGAAAGGUUCCUUCAGGACAAAACUAGGAGCAUGUAAGACAAAGAUUCCAUGCAAACCAAAAUGUAAGAGUGGAUUUGUUUGUAGUUUCCGCGGAAAAUGCAGACCAAAAGGAUGUAAACGAAAGUGUAGAGUCAAUGAAAGGUGUGUUAAAGGAAAAUGCAGAUGCAAGAAAGGUUCCUUCAGGACAAAACUAGGAGCAUGUAAGACAAAGAUUCCAUGCAAACCAAAAUGUAAGAGUGGAUUUGUUUGUAGUUUCCUCGGAAAAUGCAGACCAAAAGGAUGUAAACAAAAGUGUAGGAUCAAUGAAAGGUGUGUUAAAGGAAAAUGUAGAUGCAAGAAAGGUUCCUUCAGGACAAAACUAGGAGCAUGUAAGACAAAGAUUCCAUGCGAGCCAAAAUGUGAGACGGGAUUUGUUUGUAGUUUCCUCGGAAAAUGCAGACCAAAAGGAUGUAAACGAAAAUGUAGGAUCAAUGAAAGAUGUGUUAAAGGAAAAUGCAGAUGCAAGAAAGGUUCCGUCAGGACAAAACUAGGAGCAUGUAAAACAAAGAUUCCAUGUACGCCAAAAUGUCAGAGUGGAUUUGUUUGUAGUUUCCUCGGAAAAUGCAGACCAAAAGGAUGUAAACGAAAGUGUAGGAUCAAUGAAAGAUGUGUCAAGGGGAAAUGCAGAUGCAAGAAGGGUUCCUUCAGGACAAAACUAGGAACAUGUAAAAAGCGAUGCAAUAUUAAUAGUUGUGGAGUGAACGCAGUCUGUGUCAAAAGGAAAUAUUGUCGAUGUAAAAAGGGAUAUGCUGGUCAUCCAAAAACAUUAUGUGAAGAAGUUAAAGAAUGUAUCAAAAAUGCAAGAGGAAAUGACUACAUUGGAAGAAUGAGUACAACAGAAUCUGGUAGAACAUGUCAGGCAUGGAAUAAACAAACACCACACCGUCACAGCAAAUCGAAUGUUGGAGAUGCUAAAAACUACUGCAGGAAUCUUGACAACGAACCAAGGCCAUGGUGUUAUACAACAGAUAGCAGGAAACGUUGGGAAUUUUGUAGAAUUCCUAUUUGUGGUGCACCGAAACCACCAUGUGGUGACAUGGUAAUAAUGGCAUGCCAUUCAGAUCGUCAACACAGAACGGAAUGUCGUGUUUCAAACGCGGAGAGAAUUAAUUAUAUUGAACUUCAAAGUGGCGAGAACAAUCCGUCUUGCACAUUUGGUGUUACCUAUGGUUUCUACGGAGUGACGAUAUGGUCAAAAGAGAGUUGCCGGGAAAAAAUCAAAGUUUGCUUAACUCCAAAGAAUCGUGUUCCAAUACUUCCUCCUCCAGAAGAAUGUCGCAAUACUGAAAAGGGAGAGGACUAUGUUGGAAAAUGGAGUAAAACUGAAACUGGAAAGAAUUGUCAGAGAUGGGACCAACAAUAUCCACAUCAACAUGCAUUCUUUCUUGAUGGAAAAGAUUCUGAAAAUUACUGUAGAAAUUUUGACGGUUCUGCAAGACCUUGGUGUUAUACAGAGGAUCCUUACACUGAAAGAGAAUAUUGUGCUAUACAUAAAUGUGCACCUGAAGAUCCAGAGGAUGUAGAUGAAUGUCGAAAAUCUACAAAGGGUACAGAAUACAAAGGUCGAAUUAGUUUGACACAAACUGGGCGUACCUGUCAGUAUUGGGAACGGCAAUAUCCACAAAAACACGUGUUUAGCAACUUGAAAACGGAACAUAAUUAUUGUAGAAAUCCUGACAACAGCGGACAACCAUGGUGUUAUACAAAUGAUCCAACUACACGUUGGGAAUAUUGUCAGAUACCUAUGUGUGCUGCUUGUUCUAUUAGGGAAGAAAUAGUAGAAUGCAAAGCGACUGUUAGAGUCUCUGGUUCAUGUUUCUAUAAAUCAAAAGUAGGAUCAAGCUGUGUCUACACCGUGCAGCUGUCAGAUUCACAAGCAAUCAUCAAAACAUCAACACAGGAAAUGGUACUUACAAAUGGAGGAAAUCUGGCUGAAUGUGCUAUUUUUACCUUCAAUGAUGGAACUCUAAAAAUAGAGGAUGACGUCUGCAAAUGCUUUGAGGUGUUGGACAAUAAAAUUGCAUGAAAUUAUUCCAUAUCAUCAGGAGGACUGAAAAGAAUUAGAGGCAUUGUGCUUAGUAUAGACAUAGUGCACUCCCAAUAAUUGUGUGCUUAGCUUUAACUAUAUUAUCAUCUAAUAAAAUAAAAUUGCAGAUA
This is a messenger RNA of Mytilus californianus (California mussel), 8256 nucleotides long. RefSeq names its product zonadhesin-like. Lineage: Eukaryota; Metazoa; Mollusca; Bivalvia; Mytilida; Mytilidae. Bases 2 to 8125 code for a protein of 2707 amino acids. Gene Ontology annotation, molecular function: carbohydrate binding. The transcript is spliced from 55 exons. The record is from RefSeq and is a predicted model, not a curated record. Gene Ontology annotation, cellular component: extracellular matrix.